CCUCCAGCCUUUUCCCGCUUGGGUCUUCGCUGCUGCCACCACAUGUUAGUUUCCUUCUCGAAACUGCGAUCUUCCAUGCUAUUCACGAUGACGCGCCGCUGUCAACCACACGACUUCAACACCACCCACCGCUCCAACCCACAGAUAAAUUUCUUCCAGCUCGACUGUCACAAUCAACUCCAAGUUCUCCGACUGCUCAAAAUUCAUGUGUAUCACACAGUCCCCGUCAGAACAAGCCCUUAUCCGGUAACACCCGAACGCCCUUGUAGUUGACUCUCUGUGCACCAAUCUGUCUGCCUCUUGCUCAAAUGGAAUUUCUCCCAGUCAUAUCCGUACGGCCUGGUUGCUUGCUGGUCGAAGGUCUAUCGCCUAAACCGCUCACUCGCGGAGGUACAUGGCCCUCCAGCCACUCGCCCCCGGUUGCUCAUGUACCUCCAAAUUAACACCAACCCCGCCAAGCAAGGGGACCAUUGAGACUCAAGUUUCUCAACUCCCUUACCCAUUUCCUACGACCUGCGGCAUACGGGAUUGGGCAUUGAAGAGAGGGUACGGAGUAUGCAGCCAUGCCAUUGAAUUUAUUGAUGACAGGCAGGCGCGGCCUACGCAGUAUGCAUCUGCAUCUGAAGGGCAAAGCAUGGAAUGCAGGCGCAUCAAGCUCGCGGGGGAAAGCGAAAAAAGCGGCAACACCAUGUCACCAUGUCCAUCAUCAUUCGGUUCCUACGCCAACUUACCACAUCCAGACCCCUUCCCUCCUGUCUGGACCGCCGUCGUGACGGAAGCGGGACGAACCCAAAGUCAGGGAGGAAAAGGGAGAAGCCGCCGUCACUCACAACGAGACGUUGCCAUGCGGACAACGGCUCGGCCAGCCUGCGAGGCUCUAGCAUCGACGCACCAGGCCGUGAGGUAUCGAUACAUUACCGGCUGGGCAGCCAUGCGCCAAUUAGCAUGGAACGCCCUCUCCUAGGCCUGGUAUUCGCACUUUUCAAGUACACGAGGACCC
Colletotrichum phormii is the source of this 1000-nucleotide messenger RNA. RefSeq lists its product as uncharacterized. The transcript has a single exon. The coding region runs from base 395 to 964 and encodes 189 amino acids. The record is from RefSeq and is a predicted model, not a curated record. Lineage: Eukaryota; Fungi; Ascomycota; Sordariomycetes; Glomerellales; Glomerellaceae.